AUGCCGGGUCCUAACGCUACUGUGACCGAACGGAAGAAGGUUCGUGGUUAUCUAGAUGGGUGUUUCGACAUCAUGCACAGUGGUCACUACAGCGCUAUGAGGCAGGCCAAAGCUCAAUGUGACGUCCUCAUUGUUGGGGUGUACGCGGAUAGGGAUAUCAUUCCGGACAAGGCGCUGCCUGUUAUGAAGCAAGAGGAAAGAUAUGCUUUUCUGAAGCAUUUGAAGUGGGUGGACGAAGUACUGUAUGGCGUACCGGUGGUGCCGACCAAGGAAUUCUUGGAUACAAUCAAGGCCGAUUUCUGUAUUCAUGGCGAUAAUAUGCCAGUGAAUGGUGGAGGAAGAUGCGCUUAUGAUGAUCUUAGAGACGCUGGUAGACUCCGCGUUAUUAAACGUACGGACUGUGUGACGGUGACUGACCUUGUUGGUAGACUGUUAGUUCAGACCAGAGAUCAUCUCACUGGCCCUAGGAUAGAUGAUGGGCUUGAUGUUGCAACACGGCAGAUAUUGUCGGCGCCUGGUAGCCCUAUAUGUCUGGCCACUGAUCUCGUCAUCAAUAGUGCAGCGUCCAGUCCUCGGAUGAUUUCUACGUCUCCCACGAGUAGCCGGAAGGUAUCAAUCGAGACCAUUAAAGCCUACAUCGAUGGAGCAUUCGACGUGUUUAAUGUUGGUCAUGCUGCUACUCUUGAAAAGGCUAAGGCGUGCGGAACGUAUCUCAUAGUUGGCGUCUUUGACGAUCGUACAGUGAACGAGAUGAAGGGCUGUAACUAUCCUGUCAUGAACUUGGGAGAAAGGGUUCUCAAUGUCUGCGCCUGCAAGCAUGUUGAUGAUGUCGUUAUUGGAGCACCUUUGGAUGUUACUGAAGAGUUCCUUAGGAGUCUCAACAUCAGAGUUGUUGUUCAAGGAUCCCAGACUCUCCAUCCGUCGAGUGAAGUGCCUUGUGAUGAACGCGGUGUAGCCUCUUCGCACCUUAGUCUGCUAUCACUUAUUAUUCGUUUCUCGUUUCCCGCUCUCACUGGUUCAUAGCCGAGAUCACCAUCGCGUUAUCAGGUACAGCCAAAUAAUGAAGUGCCGAGGAGGUUGAGCAUUUUCAAGGAGGUCGUGAGUGACUAUCCUGCUCUCACGGUCACGACUAUUGCUGAGAGGAUCGCCUGUAACAGGCUGCAAUACAUCGCGGAACGACGUGAACGAUCCAAGUCAUGUCAGUAGAAUUCUCGCUGAUAUGAGAGCGAGAACCAUCACUAUUUUACUUUGAAAAUGCUCGUAUGGGCUUAGAUGUUAUUUAUAGUCACAACCGGUGCUCAUAUUACGAUCAGAAUUCCGAGGAAACUCAUGAUGGAUGUGUAGACUCAUUUC
Molecule: messenger RNA, 1353 nt
Organism: Perkinsus marinus ATCC 50983
Lineage: Eukaryota; Perkinsozoa; Perkinsida; Perkinsidae
Product: Ethanolamine-phosphate cytidylyltransferase, putative
Exons: 12
Coding region: 1-1023 (340 amino acids)
Biological process (GO): phosphatidylethanolamine biosynthetic process
Cellular component (GO): cytoplasm
Molecular function (GO): ethanolamine-phosphate cytidylyltransferase activity
Source: RefSeq, a predicted model, not a curated record